Messenger RNA from Rhincodon typus (whale shark), 8584 nucleotides. RefSeq names its product recombination signal binding protein for immunoglobulin kappa J region b (gene rbpjb). Lineage: Eukaryota; Metazoa; Chordata; Chondrichthyes; Orectolobiformes; Rhincodontidae. Gene Ontology annotation, biological process: regulation of transcription by RNA polymerase II; Notch signaling pathway. The transcript has 11 exons. Gene Ontology annotation, cellular component: MAML1-RBP-Jkappa- ICN1 complex; nucleus. The record is from RefSeq and is a predicted model, not a curated record. The coding region runs from base 78 to 1538 and encodes 486 amino acids. Gene Ontology annotation, molecular function: DNA-binding transcription activator activity, RNA polymerase II-specific; RNA polymerase II cis-regulatory region sequence-specific DNA binding.
CCAACACGGGUGAAGAGGGGUGAAAGGGAUGGGGCGGAGUCUCGCGAGAGUUGGAGUUGGCUGAGAGUUUGUGGAAGAUGGCGCCUGUUGUGACAGGGAAGUUUGGGGAGCGACCUCAACCCAAACGCCUCACCAGGGAAGCAAUGCGAAAUUAUCUUAAGGAGCGUGGCGAUCAAACUGUACUAAUUCUACAUGCUAAGGUUGCACAAAAAUCUUAUGGGAAUGAGAAAAGAUUUUUCUGCCCUCCUCCUUGUGUAUAUCUAAUGGGCAGUGGAUGGAAGAAAAAGAAAGAUCAGAUGGAGCGAGAUGGAUGCAACGAACAAGAAUCACAACCAUGUGCAUUUAUUGGGAUUGGAAAUAGUGACCAAGAAAUGCAGCAACUUAACUUGGAAGGAAAGAACUAUUGCACAGCCAAAACAUUGUACAUAUCAGAUUCUGACAAGAGAAAGCACUUCAUGUUAUCAGUAAAAAUGUUUUAUGGUAAUAGUGACGACAUCGGCGUCUUUCACAGUAAGCGGAUCAAAGUAAUCUCGAAACCUUCUAAGAAGAAACAGUCCUUGAAAAAUGCAGACUUAUGUAUUGCAUCAGGAACAAAGGUGGCAUUAUUUAACCGACUUCGUUCACAGACUGUCAGCACACGUUAUCUGCACGUAGAAGGAGGAAACUUCCAUGCCAGUUCACAACAGUGGGGAGCUUUUUACAUCCAUUUAUUGGAUGAUGAAGAAUCGGAGGGAGAAGAAUUCACAGUGCGCGAUGGAUACAUUCAUUAUGGUCAGACAGUGAAGCUGGUGUGUUCUGUUACUGGGAUGGCACUCCCCAGACUGAUAAUUCGUAAAGUGGAUAAACAAACAGCAUUAUUAGAUGCAGAUGACCCAGUAUCACAGCUCCAUAAGUGUGCAUUUUACCUGAAAGAUACAGAAAGAAUGUAUCUGUGCCUUUCUCAAGAAAGGAUAAUCCAAUUUCAAGCAACUCCAUGUCCAAAAGAACCAAACAAAGAAAUGAUAAACGAUGGAGCCUCUUGGACAAUCAUAAGCACAGAUAAGGCUGAAUAUACUUUCUACGAGGGGAUGGGGCCCGUACAUGCACCUGUGACACCUGUACCUGUUGUAGAAAGUCUUCAGUUAAAUGGAGGUGGGGAUGUUGCAAUGCUCGAGCUCACGGGACAGAAUUUUACACCUAAUCUGCGAGUUUGGUUCGGUGAUGUGGAAGCUGAAACCAUGUACAGGUGCGCAGAGAGUAUGCUCUGUGUUGUUCCAGAUAUUUCUGCAUUCCGAGAGGGUUGGCGAUGGGUCCGUCAACCUGUUCAGGUCCCAGUCACACUGGUUCGAAACGAUGGGAUUAUCUACUCUACGAGCCUUACUUUUACAUAUACACCAGAGCCUGGACCAAGACCACACUGCAGUGCUGCUGGAGCCAUCCUUAGAGCUAAUUCCAGCUUGAUGGCGUCAAAUGACUCGAACACAAACAGUGAGGGAAGUUACACAACUGUCAGCACAAACUCAGCUAUUGUCACAUCAGCAGCAACAGUAGUCUCCUAACUAUUAAAGUGGUUUAGAGACAGUGACCAACUCUUGGGAAGGGAGAAGAUGCAAAACUGUUGAAGUGCUGCAAAGAAAACCCUACUAGUAUCAACAAUUCUUGUGGUAUUGUGGAAAUCACCUCUCUGUUUAGAUGGUGGACAUGUCAAGCAUUGAUAAUCUGCAAGAGGUGUUACCACAUUAAGAAAAUACACCUAUGUAUAAAACUUUAUAAAGAGCUAAAAUGGAAAUCUAUUUUUCAGCUGUUUAAAGCGAGGGCAAGAUAUAAAGAAUUUGGGUGGGAUGUUGGUAAAGAAGACUAGAGAAUGCAUACAAAAAUAACAUAGUUUCUACGGACCAAGAAACUUGUAUAAGCUUUAGUGGAGGUACAGUUUCACCAUACCUUUUUUUUGUAUUAUACAUAUAGUACACUUUUGUUACCAAAUAGUUUAUAUUUUCUUCCUAUGAGCAAUGGGCUCUGAAGUAUCCAGGUUCCAGGCCUGACCUUGCUGUAUAUUCUCAUCACCUACUAUACCAGUAAAGACCUAUAUUUUGGUCACUGGCUGGAACUGUCCUAAUUUUUAUUAUUUUUUUUUAAAAAAAACGAGUCGUGUGACUUUAUUAUCAAUUGAAGGUGGUGUUUGAGAGGAGAACCUUAUUUUUAUGAUUAUCUGUCAAUCUGCAUUGCUGUACUUAAUGGAUGUCUCAAUAUGAUACCCUAAUGAUUUGGGACAAAAAUCAGUUACAAUAUCAUGAUCUUUAUCAUGAUAAUUUAAGAAACAAAGAAGCACUAAAGUCAAACUGGCUAAAUAUGAUCUGUUACACAAAGGCAAUCUAAACAUAGAUGUAAGCUGGUUCCUCUACUGAAACAGAAUAGGCAGAAAGGAAAAGUUGAAUUCUGAUUCGUAAAUUACAGCUUUGAUUCCAGUGAUAAGUUUGAAAAAAUUAGUGAAUUGCAAGCCUUGUGUUAAGAUUAAGUUACUUCUUCAAAUCUAUCACCUUAAAGGGGUGUGUAUUCAACUAUGCAGAGCGCACAGCAAUAACUUAGGUGUCUGUAUGCUUACUGAUGUCUCAGUUGCCGAGCUGCUGUGUGUUUAAAAACCACUGGUUUGAAGCAGGUUGGUAAUGGGUAUUUUUUGGUAUGCUCCACCUUGCUUGAUAUCUUGAUAUUUUGUAAAGUAACACAAGCCAAUUUAUGACAGAAUAUCAUGAUGUCACGUAAGGAGAGCCAUACAUGCAGUUUCAAGCUUUCUUUAAAUAGUUUUAAUGCACAGUAACAUUGUGGGUAAAUGCAAUACCAGUUAGUGUACAUCUCCUUUUAUAAAAUUUAGCAUUGUGACAACUCAAUUGACUACACUUUAAUUCACAUUUUGCUGCUUUUUGUGCUGUUCAACUGGUUCUUCCUCAUACUUAAGAAUACCAAAAGGGUUAUUUUUCGUUCCGAAUUCUCAGGAUUACCACUGCGAUCAGAUUGUGGCUGCUAUCACAUUUACUAUGAUGAUAUAUAUAUAUAUAUAUACACACACAUAUAUAUAUAUAUAUAUAUAUAUCCAAAAUUGAGAUAUUCUUUCAUAUCAUCUCUUAGCGCAUUGUGAUAUUGGAGCAUCCCAAUGUACUUCAAAAAAAAAAAAUCAGAAGCUUUAAGUAGCUUCUGCUCUGUCUGCAAUACAUACAACAUUACAGAUAUGUUAAACAUAGCUUUAUUUUUUCAAUCAUUUUAAUAAAACAGUAUUUAGUAAUAUCUGGUAGAUUUGCUUUGCCACUUGAGUAAAAACUGAAGUUUAGUGGAUACACUGACAUCUGAUAAAUGAGGUUCUACUAUUAACUGAAUUAGAAAUGUGGCCAUUAAGCAUGGAGUUAAUUUUGUAUGAUUUUCCCUCAAAAAGCACUGCUUUUGUAUGUUGAAACAUGUUCCCAGCUUUUUUUAAUAGUUACAAUACUUCCACAAGUGAUAGUUCAAUUUUUUGGCUAUUUGAUUGCUACAGUGGUUUAUUUUUUUAUUACACGUUAAAAGUGAGAAAUUGUAUAUAAAGUGUAAUUUGUUCUUAAUCUGUCCCUGACAUAUUGAUGCCACAUCUGUUACAUUCAAGCUGCAAAAAGCCUGUUUGUACUUUAGUCAAGAAUUGUAGUCCUAUGGAUUUUGGUCCAGUGUUUCUAUGGUGCAAGAUUGCUGUCUUUUCAGUAAAAGUUGAAACAUUAAUAUAAAGGGUCCUAAGUUUGGCAUUUGGGACAUUGGGACAGAGUUUGACAAGUUAGUGGCCACCGGUAUAUUAACAAAUAUGAAUAGGGCAUUCAACAUAAAAAAAUAGCUUUAUAGCCUCUUUGGGUAUACUAAAAUGGCAAACAUUGAACAUAGACCAGAAUAUGGAAAAAGAGUGGUGAAUUAAGAUUGUCCUCUGUCCCUCCAUAGUCUAUGUGCAUGUCUGGUCAGACUGGAUCUUUCUGCCUUCUAAUGUUAAUAUGGCUACCUCCUUCCCCUUCAGAGUUAGAGGGCUGAGCUCAUUUAGUGAGCAGAUUCUAUGGCGCCAUGGUAACAAUCUCACAGCCAACUGUUUAAUAUGUUUUAUGUCUUGUGGACUCUCCAAAGUGCUUCACAAUCAAUGUGUUGCUUUUGAGAUAUAGUAACUGUUACAUAUCAAAAUAUGUUAGCUGAUUGCAAAUGGGAUUUGCUUUUGAUGGAGAUUUUGUUGGUCCGGAAAUCAGGCGAACAUCCUGCAAGCAGUACCAUGAAUUUUCUUUUUUUUACAGACCAUCUAACAAAGCUGUUGCCUCACCUUCAGCAAUGCAGCAGUCUGCUCAGUGUUCCCUUAACUAUCAGCCUAGGUCAUGUGUUUUAUGUCCCUCGUGAUGCUGGAACCGAGACCCUGUGAUUCAGAAGAAUACAAUACACUGCAUCACACUGACAAUCAUUUCGUCGUGGGUAUAAGACUCAAAUGGGUGUAAUUUCUUUAAAAUUUAAAUAGUUAUUGCCUUGAAGCAAUUUCCACCUAUAUUUGCCUCAGCUCUAAAUAUUGUAGAAAUAAGGGAAGUACUUCCGAAGUGAAGUAUUUUUUAAAAAUUAGUGAAUUUGAUUUUUAGUGCCAAUCCCCCUUGAAUUGUUAACCUGAUAUUGGUUAUGAACUCAAAUAUUGAGCAGUUUUGCAGUCAAUUGGCAUUCAAGAUCAAAAAGUUACUGAUUUGCCAGCAAAGUUUUAACAGUUGGCUAAAUGCUAUCAGAUUUCAGACCUGAUGUAUUAAUUCCAUUGUCAUAAAAGUAAUUUCUUCUGCAUUGUGAAUUUAAGCAAAUAAAUUCUGGAGACAACUCCAAGUAUUCUUUUGGCACUUGAUAAACAAGUUAUGAAUGGAAGCAACUGUUCGAGUAAAAAAAAAAAGUAAAAUUUAAGUUAUUUGACACUCUGAUCCGUUUCCAUUGGUCAGACAACUUGGGCUAGAAUGGAAGUCAAUUUGAAGGGUAGACAUCAAAUAUUUGAUGUCAGGAGUGAGAAAAGGCCAACCAGCCCAUUAAGUUUGUCCCUUUUUAGUUGUUUAAGUCAUCCAACCUAAUGUUUAACUGUGACUUGAACAUCCUGAUGUGUUUGAUUUUUGUCUUUUCCCACAGAUCAUUUCAUUAGUUUAUCACCCAUUAAUCCAUCCCUGGAUCUAUUUGAAUUUAUUUUGCACUAAACACCUGCUAAUCUAACAAAAGGUUGAUAUUUAUUUUUACAAUUCAGCAUUUUUAUUCCCUUGAUGAAUUUAAACUUCUCUAAUCUUUCCUUGUAGCUCAUCCACUUUACAUCUUGCUGUAAUUCUUGUUGCUGUUCUCUGCAUCCUUGUCAGUGCAUCUGUAUCUAUUUUAAAAUGUAACCAGAAUUGUACCUGAUAUUGCAGGACGUUGUUCCAUGCAUUAUAAAACAUCAUGUGAUAUUUGUAGACUUGUAAUCCAUUAUUCAUGGUAUGUAUCAUAUUUUUUCGCUUUUUAAAUUGCUGACCCACAUUCUCUCAAUAUUGGAAGUGGUGAGCCUACUGUCACUCCCGAGUGGUCCUCUGCCAAUUCUGUUCUUUGUAUCUGUGCCGCUUGAACGUCUUUUUUCCUAAAAUUCACUACAUUGCAUUUGUUAGGUUUAAAGUUUGUUUGCCAGUUACUGUACUAAUGCUCAUCAAGACUCGGAUGAAAAGUAGUCAUGUAUGUGUGCUGGAUGGUGUUCAAUACCAGCUUAAGUUAGAGUUUUCAGAAGAGCAGUUCAAAACUGAUACUGAAAAAUGGCAGAAGAAAGUACCUUUUUGUAUUCUGUGACUAAAACAGUUGUGUUUUUCAAGGCAUAUGUUAGGAUUUCAUUGUUCUGGUAUGGAUGUAUUUCUACUAGUAUUUUGAUACUACAAUUGACUAGGUUUUUAUAGAUUUGGUAAUUUUGGAAAUAAAAUUGCUUGGGUUUUCACUCUUUCUGUUGGAAUUUUGAUUCCAAAAUGUUCAAAUUUUGCUCUUCUCAAAUUUUGUGUGUAGGAAUGGAUGCAUUGGUGAAUUUCACUACAGUCCUUAGAGCUGUUCAUGCAAGUUUGUGUUUUUGAUUUUGUUUGGAUGGGAGAAGUACAGUACUACAUAAAACCGGCUUUGCCAAGUUACCAUCUAGCUAAUCUGAGAUCAGUCCAUCUAGAGACAUCUGAUGUCAAAUAGUUUUCAAUUCAAAAUGUUCAACUUUUAAUCGUGUCUAUUGUAAAUUAUUUUAAAAGCAUUAAUGUCACCUGUUUGAAUAUGUCAAGUGAUAUUUGAUAUAUUGCACUUAGCGAGUUCCUCAUCGCAUUUGACUAUUGACAGCCUCGGGUGAACAGUCCCAUUUUGCUUUAACAAAGUGUCACCUUUGGGAUUGGAAAUGUUGUUUGGUUUUUUGGCUGCUUAGACUAAGUAGGUCAGUGGUGGUAUGAAGUUCAUCAUCCAAGCCAUCACAGUCUGCCCUUGUCCCCUUUCAGACUACCGUUUCAAUUCAUUCUUGUGAUGCUAAUUGUUUUGACAGUGUCAUUGUUUAUUGGACAUUAUUUUUCACACUGAGAUGGUGUUCUAACAGUGUUCUACAUACUAGGAAGGCAAUUAAAUCGAUCAUAUAGGUGAUAUACUGCAGUUGCCAGUGGACCAGACCAGGUAAGGAUAAUAGGUUUUCCACCAUAAAGCAUAUUAGCAAACCAGAGUUUUUAUGACAGUGUGCAUGUUUGAUUUUUUUUUUUAAAUUUCCAGGUUUGUUUCUACACUGAAUUUGAAAUGAUCAUGGUCUGAUUUGAACCAGAGUGUAAAUUUUCAGCCCAGGCCUACAUAUGGAUUCCCAGUCUAUUAGCUUAACUACAGCAUUAUUAUACACCUGUACCUGCCAGAGCACUAAUAUUGUACAUCAGUCACACAAAAGUAAAAAUGUUUCUAUAUAUAGAGGAUUCUCUCACUGUCUAAUGCAACAGCAUCUUAUGUAGCACAUUGGUCUCAUUCAUUGUGUUUGUGUUGACUCCAUUUGAACAUGUCACACUUGUUUUCCCAAAGGUAAAUUUUGAGCAUUGAUAGAGCUUUGUAAAGUACUCACUGAAUUUUUUGCCAAGUGAAUUUGAUGUACACAUUUCAAUCACUUUCAUCCCAAAAGUCUCAUUAGUUCCCAGAGUCCUUUUCACAUUUACAUACAUGGUUAGGUGAAUGUCAUCCACAGAAUUCAUCUAAUUGUGGUCAGGAGACCCACCUACGAUUACCCAACCACAAAAGAAAAGUCUUGGCUAAAAAAAUAAAUUUGGGUCUGUUGUUGUAAAUUAACACUUUAUUACGUUGUAUUGAAUCACUGAUAUUUUAUGGAUUGUUUUUGUGAAAAUUGCUAAAUACUUAGAUCUGCAGAGAUGAACAAAAAUAUGAAAAUUCUCAAGUUGCUUUUUUCAGUAAAAAAUGGAAGUCUUGUAGUCUGCAGCAAUGUACAAAAUUUACGAAACAAACUUUAUUGUGGUGGGCUAAUUAGGAAUGUUAUGUUGAUUGGAUUUUAUUCAUUUCAUUCUGGACACUUAUCAAAUGGAGGCUGGGGCACUCAAUGGGAAAAUGAAACUUGUAUGAAUAUAGUUGUAUUAAAUGGAACUUGAUUUUUUUAAAAAAGUAAUAUCUUACCAUUUCUAAAUGGAAGCUGGAAGAAUGGCAUUCAAAUAAAAUGCCUUUGCUCACUGCUAGUGAACAAUAGAAAGUACUGAUUCAAAUUUUGGUCAAGGGCCUAAGCUAGCAAAGCGGGUAGUAAAUACAAUAUGAAGAUAAAGAAGGUGACCCCUGAAGUGAUCCAAUGAAAUAGAAUAGGAUGGUUUGAUUUCAUAUCUGUUCUGUGUCAUUGCUGUAGAGAUAAAUAUACACUGGAUCUGCAGUUGACCAAAAUUCUCCAUGUCUGUUUUGAUUCUGGACUACAUCAAAUACUUAAUAGCUUAAAGCUUGAAUGCAAAAGUAAUCUAAUUCCUUGGAAGUGACUAUGCAGUUUCUUUUAGAAUUCUUAAAUUUACAUGCUUAAAUGAAUCCUGUAUGGACUGUACUUCGAGCAAGUUAGUCAACACCGUUGUUUUACAUUGAAGUAUGAUGGGGCAAGUCCAAUGGGGCAAGUGUAACUAACUGCACACCCACUUAAUUGCACUGCUGCAUCAAAAUAUAGACUAACAAGAGCCACAGGUUGAUGAAUAAUGGCAUUCAUUCUGCACAUCUUGAGUCAUCAAUCCAGAAAGGACUUGGAGCAUACUGUACAGCAGCCACUGCUUCCCCGUUGCAACCAGAGUCAGUUAAGAAUCAAUUAGUUGCUGCAUCAUUUUCCAACUUGAGGUCUAGGUUAUAUGCCAAUGGGUUUUUUGGGUACCUUUUUUCAGGUUGGACAUUUCUUGUCUUAAUGCCAUUGAUUCCUUCAGCCCAUCACCUCCAGCUGCAGAACUUCUGUGACAUCUCAAAGCCAUAGGAGGUGCUACCUAAUGUAAAUCAUUUGUUUGAAUUUCAGUUCUGGUACUAUUAAGAUGUUAUUUAGCCUUGUUCAUGUGUAUCAUUUUCUACCCUAAAAAUACAAAUGAUUUUAUGAAGAAUUAAACCCAAUAAUAUUUCUUUCAGUUUA